Messenger RNA from Penicillium hordei, 1338 nucleotides. RefSeq names its product SNG1 family protein. Gene Ontology annotation, cellular component: membrane. The coding region runs from base 1 to 1338 and encodes 445 amino acids. NCBI's taxonomy places the organism in Eukaryota, Fungi, Ascomycota, Eurotiomycetes, Eurotiales, Aspergillaceae. The record is from RefSeq and is a predicted model, not a curated record. The transcript has a single exon.
AUGGGCACAUGGAAGGAGAUCCGGCCUCAGUUUUUGCCAGCUGUGAUUACCAUGUUUCUCCUUCUUCAAGUGCUUUUCUUAGUGAAUAUGUGCUAUCUUUAUGCAACGCAAUUCCGAAGUACCACCCGUUAUCACAACUUCAAUCUACUUUACGUGGACUACGAUGGAGGUACUAUCGGCAAGUCAGUGACAGAUGCCUAUCACCAGUUACGAGGAGAUGGGUUCCCGACCUUGCUGUCGGAAUCCCUUGUCGAAUAUCCCCGACCAGAGGACAUUCGAGAAGCCGUGUGCCGCGGUGAGUACUGGGGGGCUAUCUACGCAACUGAGCGGGGAUCAGCCGGUCUGGCGUCGGCACUAGCAAACGGGUCCAGCCCACCGAUCUCACUCACCUAUAUCUGGAACGGGGUAAGGUACCCGGUUUUCUCGCAAGCCGCGGUCUACUCCAACAUUUUGAAACUGAUCGAAACAACACGGUCAACAUACUAUGCCAACAAUGGAUCUUCAGUCGCCGCGUCCGCUAACCUCUCUAAUGCGGCCACCCUCAGAGCGUUCCUCCACCCCAUCCAAGCCGAAGAAAUCAACAUCAAGGGUACGGAACAAGGUACAAGGGUCUUCUACAACACAGUCUCCAUGGUGAUGCCAAUCCUCCAACAGUUCUUUUUCAUCUUGGCGCUGAACGGGAUAUCGACCCAUUUUGAAGCGUUCACAAAAUUGCCCUGGAAAGCCAACGGUCUGAUUCGCGUCAUAGCCUCCAUCCUCUACACCCUCACCGGAUCACUAUUAAUGGCCGGCUAUAUCUGGGCCUACAGAGAGUCGUGGGGACAGCGAGGAAGUCGGUUCGUGCUGACUUGGAUCACUAUGUGGCUUCUAAUGCACAUAAACUUCCUCUUUUUCGACAUCACGACUGCUUUUAUCCCGAUCCAGUUCAUGCCGUUUAUUGUUCUGACAUGGGUCAUUCUCAAUGUCGCCAGUACUAUCAGCCCAUUUGAGUUGAAUCCAGGAUUCUUUCACUGGGGCUAUGCUCUUCCGUCCCACGAAGCAUACCAGAUCCUGAUUCAGAUCUGGUCUGGGGGGUGCAAUAACCGGCUUUAUCGCGCGCUUCCUAUUAUGUUCUCAUGGUGGAUCGUUGGUGUCCCUAUUGCAGUGUAUGCGAUGCAACACCGUUGCAGAACUGCCGUGGCUGCUCAAGAAGCCUUGGAUUGUGCAGGCCGAGAUGGUCAGUCCGAAGCUAAAGAUGCGGCAACGAAUGAGAUAGUGAUGCCAGAUGGUAGCUCACGUGGCGGAGUUGAGCAAAACGGGGAAUCAGUUGAGGCCAUUCCUCUUCGCAAUAUUGCUUAA